Messenger RNA from Carica papaya (papaya), 2141 nucleotides. Lineage: Eukaryota; Viridiplantae; Streptophyta; Magnoliopsida; Brassicales; Caricaceae. The record is from RefSeq and is a predicted model, not a curated record.
ACUUAUGUUGAAGGAAUCAAAGAGGAAGUUGUUUUAUCCCCUGCUCAUGCUCUGUCCUUGAUAGCAACUGGAGAAGAACACAGGCAUGUUGGUUCCAAUAAUUUCAAUCUUCUUAGCAGCAGGAGCCACACAAUAUUCACCUUGACUAUUGAAAGCAGUUCAUGUGAAGAAAAUCCAGGGGAAGAAGAUGUUACUUUGUCUCAGUUGCACCUUAUUGAUCUUGCAGGUUCUGAAAGUUCCAAAACUGAAACAACUGGGCUGCGUAGAAAGGAGGGCUCAUACAUAAAUAAAAGCUUACUCACUCUUGGCACCGUGAUCUCUAAACUGACAGAUGGGAAGGCAACUCAUAUUCCCUAUCGAGAUUCAAAACUCACUCGUUUGUUACAAUCAUCUCUUAGUGGCUAUGGACGGGUAUCUCUUAUUUGCACUAUCACACCUGCCUCUAGCAACAGUGAAGAGACACACAACACAUUAAAGUUUGCCCAUAGGAGCAAGCAUGUAGAAAUCAAGGCUUCGCAAAAUAAGAUUAUGGAUGAGAAGUCCCUCAUCAAGAAGUAUCAGAAAGAAAUUUCCUAUUUAAAGCAAGAGCUUCAGCAAUUAAAGCGUGGAAUGAUGGAGAAUCCAUAUAUGGCUACAUCAACCCAGGAAGAUUUAGUUAACUUGAAACUUCAGCUGGAAGCUGGUCAGGUUAAAUUACAGUCAAGACUGGAAGAAGAGGAACAAGCAAAGGAAGCUUUAAUGGGAAGAAUUCAACGAUUAACAAAACUAAUCCUGGUUUCAACUAAGAAUUCCAUGCAAUCAAGCAUUCAUGGAAGACCUGGCCAUAGACGGAGGCAUUCUUUUGGGGAAGAUGAGCUAGCAUAUUUGCCAGAUAGAAAACGAGAGUACGUUGUUGAGGAUGAUGCUGGAAGCUAUGUUUCCGGGCUUUCAGCAGAAGGGAGGGAUGAUAUUACUAAUAUAGAUGAGCUGGUCAAAGAUUUCAAAAGGAACAGGAGGCGUGGAAUGCUUGGCUGGUUUAAACUGAAAAAGCCUGAUAAUCUCAUUGGAUUGCCACCAAAUGCUGAUAGUGGGAGCUCUGCAAGUGGUUCACCUGCAUCUUCUUCAAAAUCAUCACAAAAUAGGCUGAUGUUAAACGGUGCGAAGGAUGGAUGGAGAAAAUCAACCAGUAGACAGCAAGAUGCUUCCCUACUUCUUGAUUCAUUUCCUGAUAGCACCCAAGCAGGUGACUUAUUUAGGGCAGCUGCUGGAGUUCAUGGCUUGGCACAGACUGGGAUUACCAUUACCGAUCAGAUGGACCUUCUUCAUGAACAGAUGAAAAUGUUAGUAGGAGAGGUGGCCUUAUGUACCAGUUCUUUGAAAAGGCUUUCAGAGCAAGCAGUCGGCAACCCGGAAGACUCACAGCUCAAGGAGCAAAUGCAGAAAAUGAAGGAUGAAAUUAAUGAAAAAAAGCAUCAAAUUCGUGUACUUGAACAACGAAUGAUUGGAUCUGUAAAUAUGAGUCCACAUACAUCAAAUAAUGCUGAAAUGUCACAGGCUUUGUCCAAGCUUACUACACAACUAAACGAGAAAAUCUUUGAACUUGAGAUUAAGUCUGCAGAUAAUAGGAUCCUUCAAGAGCACUGCAAGUGAAAAUGUCAGAGAAUGCUGAAAUGCAAGAAACUAUCCUUUUACUAAGGCAACAACUCAGUUCAUUACCAGAGAAUCACUCCAAGAAUCCAGAGAAAAUUGCAGAAAAUGAGGUUACCAAUCUCCCUUGUUCUAAAGAGCUAUUAGUAAAGAGCAUUGAGAGAAGGAAGGGAAUUGGAUCACAUGAAGAAACUUGCAUGGAUGUAGCCACACCAACAAGUGUCAUGAGCUUGAAUAGAAUAUUUUCUCGAGAGGACAAUAGAGAGGGUAGUGAUGAGACUUACCUAAAUUCACAAGUCCAUAUGCAGGCUGCAGAGAUCGAGAAUUUGAAACUAGAGAAGGUAAAAUUGAUUGAAGAAAGGAUGGGCUUGAAAUUCAAGUCAGAAACUGGCAGAGGAAGCAUCAUAUGCAAAAGAGUUGGCUGCGCUGCGGCAGUUGAGCUACGGAACUUGGCUGAAGAGUGACCAGGCUUUCUUAUGAAAAUGCAAACUUACUGGUGAUCUGGCUGCUGCAAA